Messenger RNA from Corythoichthys intestinalis (scribbled pipefish), 11135 nucleotides. RefSeq names its product zinc finger protein 414 (gene znf414). The record is from RefSeq and is a predicted model, not a curated record. The transcript is spliced from 4 exons. Bases 202 to 693 code for a protein of 163 amino acids. NCBI's taxonomy places the organism in Eukaryota, Metazoa, Chordata, Actinopteri, Syngnathiformes, Syngnathidae.
UGUUCUUAAAAUGGCCGACAUGUGACGACGUUGGCGCAUGUGUUGGUUUACAGCGGGCAUAAUACAUCUAACCUUACAUAUAAUAUAGAAGAAGAAGAACCUACUGGCUACUGCCGUUUUAACUGACGAAGAAGAGUUUGCGCAAGUGGUUGAGGUCAAUUUCUUUGUUGUCGUGGCGGAUCACGAGAAAAAAAUACAACUAUGUCGUCUCGGAGCACCACGUUACAGUCAUUUGGUGAACAUUUCAAUGAAGGGCACAAGAAGAUAUCUUGUAAAUUCUACGGCUGUAAACGUGCUUAUACGGAUGUGAGCGCACUGGAAAGUCACGUGAAUGACCAUGUCAUCCCAACAGAGUCUCUUCCUGGAAAAGUAUUUCAGUGCUCCAGUGUUGGCUGUAGCUGCUCCUUCCCAAACAUGCAGAAAUUGAUGGAACAUAUGAGACGUCAUCAUAAACCCAACUUGUAUUUCUUGUGUGAAAAUUGCCGCACCAAGCUGCGAUCUUACCGUGGCCUUCUGACUCACCUCCACACCUGUUCCAAAGUUCCACGGGGAAAAACAAAGUCAUCAGAACAGGCUACUCUUCCGCCAGUCGGUGUGACCAAUCCAAACGUGACAGCCAUUAUGAACCCCCCUCAGAUAGACGUGAUGCCCACGCCACAAAAAGUGAUCUCUACUAAGCCGGAGAGUUCUUAAAAAGUAUUCUUGCUCACCAAAUUGUUUCCCGCUGAACUAAGAGACAUCUGGUGUCAACUUGCCUUUGUUUUUAAUGCAUUAAGGAUGUAAUCCUUCUACAAGUAUAUGUAUAUAGGCAGUGUUAGAAUGUGGAACUACUUAGCAAAUGGUUUGAAACCAUAAAUUUGGUUUUGUACUCCAUUGAUUUGUGCGUGAACUUUGUGAUCAUUUAUAACAAGAUUAUUGAUUUAUCAGUUAUACUCGUGGCUGGAGCACUUACUAUCAUUACACAUACACACACUAAAAACCCUUAAAUGAUUACUUCAAUAAGUUUGUUUCAGCAGGUAAAGAUAGGCAAUAACAAAAAUAUAUCAUUUAAAACCCCUUAAGGCCUGCAACAUGAAUCAUGAGUCAGAGAAUCCCAAUAUUUGAAAAAUCGGAUCUUAACGGAACCUUUUUUCAAAUUUGUAAAAAAAAAGUGUAAGCACCAAUAUGUAGAACCCAUGCUAAAUCCUGAUUUUUCAUAUGCAACCUGCAGACCCAUGUGUUGACUUGCAUCCAUCAAAUUCCCCCCCCCCCCCCCCCAAAAUUGUGAAUUGGUCUGAAAAUCACAAAAAUAAAGGGUUAAAUGAAAGAAUCCAUUUUGGGGGGAGGGAAAAACAUUUAAAUGGUAAUAAUUUAAAAAGUCAUUAGAAAUAGUUAAAAAGAAACCAUCUAACGGUAGGCCAUUUUAAAAAGAUUUUUGUUGAAUUAAACCUCCAUGUUAGAAAUGACACGCAGUUCAGUUCCACGCCCUAUGAAGCGCUAAAAUGCCAUGAAUAAAGAGAUGCUGUUCUAAGAAAGCAAUGCUGCUCACCUUGAAGGGGUCUCGAGUUUUACUGUUAAAAUUAGUUACAACAGUUCCUUCCAAAACUGCCAAUUUUUUGUCAAAAGUAGCAUAAAUGUGAUCAACCAUUUUUCUCCUGUCUCGAAUCUGGCAACACUGGUAAAAUCAGGCUGGCUUGCCAGGCUAGUGUUUAGCUAGAUUUAAUGUUGCAUGUGACUGUUUUUUUUUUUAGUUGACACUUUUCUAUAUAUUUAAAAACAUUUUGUCAGUUUUCAUCCCAUUGUUUUUAAUGCGGUUUCAAAUUUUGGGACACACCAUUGUUUCUGUAACACGACUGAGAACCUGAUGCAGGCAUAACACAAGUGAAGUGAUUCUUAACCUUGGUAAAUUUACCGAACCCCACACGUUUCACCUUUGCAUUCACCGAACCCUUCAAUAUUUAGUCAUAAUUCAGUUUUUAUUUUCAAAUUCAAAACCAACAUAGCUAAGCUAGCAAGCUAAUAUUUAAGUGAAUUCCUGUUCAAAUGUCACAUUCACUACAAAUAAAUUUGCCUUUUGCAGUUUUCAUGUUUGAAAAUGAAACGUCAUAUCAUUUGUUUUCAGGUCAACGUUCAUUUUUUUCCCACAUGUAAAAUUUGAAGCAAAUGUUUAUUAUCUGCGAAGUCCACGCUGCCUGUAGGUCUAGAAUUCCUCAUACCAAGUCCAAGUCAACCUUCCACUGAGCAAACCGGUUUCUCCUAUUAGAGGGCGAGCAAUAGAAAGAACAAAGCCUGUAAAUUGUAAAACAGUUUAAAAUGAGACUGCCUUUAGUCAGCGUAUGAAAAUAGGGGUUCUAUGUAUCUUAACCUUCACCUAACACCCUGGGUUCAUUCAAACCCAGGUUAGGAAUCAAUGCUCAAGUCAGAAGCUAGAUGCUUUGAGCAAACCCGUCAUUCAGUGUGCGUGUGCCUGUGGAAGAAAGUGACCGACAGUAGAGUAGAAGUACAGGGUGACCCAACCCCCCCCAAAAAACAAAUUUGGAUAGACAUCAUUUUUUGACUUUCAAAGAGACUAGCUAUAACGGUAUUUGAUAUUUUUAGAACAUCUUACAUUGAAAAUGAGCAAGCUUUAGCUGCAGUCUUUUUUUCAAGGCAAAGCUCCCCACAUAAAUUCCAAUUUCUGUCCGUUUUUAGCCUGCACUCUUUGACCAAUUCUACAUCUCACCCUUUCAACUUACAAAAAUCCAACCAACAAGUUGCUACCAAAAUCUGUUAACUCGAUGGCUGCCGUUGAUGCCGCUAGAUGCCCUAUCGAUUAAGACUGGGAAUGAAAACUCACACCCAGUCUUUCCGAUUUUCGGGGCAUUUACAGGUCACUUCCAAGUCAUUUGGGGAGAUCCCCCGGGUCACUUGCUAUUGUGUAACCCAAAAUCAACAGCAAAUGUCCCAAAAUUGAACUCUUUGCCAUUGAGAUUGUUGUCCAAUCCAUUUGAAGUAGCCCUACCAGUGACUAAGUGAUCAAACUCAUUCCAAUUCACAGGAGAAGGAUGAAAAUACCUUGUUAAUAAUUGUUUAGUAGAAUAUCAAUGAGUUCUUCACCCAGGUAUCUGUAAUUGUUGUAUAGCCAUAUCGUGAAAUCAUCGUUCUCGUAAGUAAAUCAUAUCGUGAUGUACUUCAGAGGUUUCCACCCAUAUGCCACUUGCAAACAAGGGCAUCCAGCUACCUUAUCCUUAUGUUUGGGAAUCAUAUUUUCCCUCGAUAAAAGCUGGCAUAGAGACAGAUGAUGAAUUCUACGGACCCCCUUUACAAGAAAUGGACAAAAUCCCCCAAAUUUUAUUUGAUAUUAAGAAUGAGCUGAUAGAAGUACUUGACUACUGUCACAGAUAAAAAGGUCUGUUUACUGUAUUAUAACACAAUAUCACAUGUCAAAGCCAUUUAAUCAUCCUAAUGCAAGACAUAUCAUGCAAUUUAAAGUGUUUGUAAAGGAAUAAUCAAUGAAAAGAAAGUAUUAAUCUGCUUCAAUAACUUGGUCCAUCCGUCGAAGGAAAUCCUAUCCAUUCUAUUCUACUUUCUUAGGACUCUGAAAACAUGAGUCAUUUUUAAUUGACAACUGUUAUAAAUAGGAAAAAGGGCGUACAAAAAGAAUAAUAAUCCCUCAGAUGAGACACUGUUGAUCUGUUUUGCUCAUUAUUGUUGCAUCAUUUCCCGUUAAUAAAAUAUUUUCUGAUCAAUGGCGUACGUCUUUCCUGCUGGAAGCCUUCGGAAGAAUAAACUGCUUCCUCUGCUCAUGUUUCCCUGGAUUAGGAAAAAAAAAAAGAAAAAAUAGUUAGCCGUGGCAAAAAUUCAUGAAGCAAUUUUAGUCACGUACUUUCAGGAGAGACAGAACCACACCUCUGUCAAGUUGGCCCCCCAUCAGACACAAAUUUAUAUAUAAACGUUUGUGCCGCUAUUGUUUUUAAGAUAUUUAUAAUUCUUUUAUAGGUCAAUCUGAGGUUGACCAUCCCCCCAUUUAAAUUAAAAAUGGCUACAAAUGGUGUCAUACGUUUAAGGCAGUUUCUAACCAGCGACAGCCUGGUGUGAAGGGUUCAGCGGCAACCCAUUCAUUGUGUAUGUGGGAGCAGACUUCUCGGCAAAAAAGUGAGCGGUGGACUUAAAAUAAAUAAAUCAUAUAAAAUAAGUUAUUGUUCUUAUUUUAGCCUUGGGUGGAACUCAAGGGCAUAGGUUUGCAAAGGGACGGUAGGGACAUAACACUAGCAACUUUUCAGGAUGCUUAAAUUGUCCCCACCAACUUUGAAGCAACCUUAUUUGUAUUAUAUAAUGUGUUCAGCUAUAUAAGUCAUCUAGAUUCUCUUCCCAUAUGUUGUAACGAUAAAAUUGACCCUACCGUUAUUAAGUGAAUUGUUUUCAGACUUACAUUUACCCCUUUUUCACUUGCUGAAUGAGCCAGUCCAUGUUUUUUCCUCAAACGCACGUUUGAUUGGCUGCUGACUUGACAGCCCCCCACGCACACACUCUCACAAUGCAGAAUUACGUUACAUGUCGACUUGCUGCCUCUUCUGCCCGCUUCAAGGAGGGAUGUUAGAAGUUUUUUUUUUCGGCCAGCAGCCACUGUAAGUAAUGUGAAAGCCUUAGUAGGACACUGCUUCAACAGAAGUGUCCUCCUAUAUGUGUAUUGUACUAUGUUAACUACAGGAAUUAAAAAAAAAAAAAAAAAAAAGAUUAUUACAUGCAUCACGAUUCGACACGUGAUGAUUCGAUUACGAUUCAUAAAGGUUCAAAAACGAUUUUCCCUCAUAACUUAUGACAGCCACUUGUAGCGGAACGAAAUUCAAGACACGUCUGCCGCCUGGACACCGUUAACGGACGCACGCACAACGUUAUAAUGGAUGCUCCCAUUUACUGGAAGAGAGAUUUACUCCUUUUUAAAAGACUGGAAAAUAAAUUUGUGUAUGAGACAGGCAGGCAGGACCAGAAGCGCGAUCCGGCGAUCUGUCGGUUUUGUGCGCAAGUUAUUUUUUAGAGCGAGAGGGGAAAAAGAGAUAGUUCGUUGCUCCUUGUCUUUCAGAUGUCCAGCAGUAGUUCUAAGGCAUUUCAAUUGAAAAAUGUCCUGAGUGUGUUGCUAAGACCUGUGUGCGUCUAUAAAAGGCAAGAACACGAACCCUCUUGUACUGUUUAGCCUUUAUUGUUGUUGUUUUUGAGAUGUUAAUAGUUAGCGCCGAGCGCUUAGCUAAUUCGCUAACGUGUAUUUCAUAUGCAGAACGUGUAAAACCAUGAUUAAGUACAGCGGUAACACUACAAACAUGCGAAAUAGUACAAAAAUCUGUUGUUGCAAGUGCUGCCUGGGAGCAGACAGGCAUGUGUGCGCGUGGGCGUGCAGGGAGAGAAGAAAGUGCGCGCGCUGUAAUGAGUGUAUGGCGAUGUUGGAGCUGGACUUUUAUAUGUGCUCGACAAUAAACGCCACAAGUUAAAAGUGAUCAAGAGCAGUUGUGAUUUCCACCUGUCACUCCAAGAAUUACACAAGGGAGGUAACACCAUGAAAACAAAGUAUAUUGGUUAAAAGAAGUCUUAUUUCUAAAGACACGUUGUGUCCAGAAAAUUUGGAAUUCAUUCCACCAGUUUAUUGUAUUGUUGAGAGAAAUAAGUACUCCGUUUAAAAUGGUUAAUGUGUAUGCACUUUCUUGUAAAAAAUACAUAAAUAAGCAGCUUAAGGGCAGCUUUUUGUUGUAUGAGCAUGUUUCCAUCGUUCCUGUUGAAUCAUAAGGAUAUUCAAAAUGAUGCCAUUUGUUUAUGCUGCGUUUGUGCUGUUAUUGUUCAUAGAUAUUGACAUAUUAAUUUUGAGGAUGACGUCAAUUGCAGCCCCACUGUCGCGUCUGAUGGAGCGUACCAACUCUCAAUAACGGGGUAUUCCAACAACUAGCGCAAGUAGUACAAACGAAUGGCACCCUUUCGGGUCCAUUUUAGAGAAAAUGGGGAGCUGCGAGUCACGUCAUCACUUGAAAUUAUUAUCUCGAGUCCCCAGAUGAAUAGGAAGUAACUCAAAGUAAACCUGAGGUAACCUGUAAAUCCCCACAAAAGACUGGCUUUGAAUGCUAUGGUUUCAGUGUCAUUGACAGUGCUAAACAUCCAAUCCAAUCAAAAUGGACGUCCAGCACCAUCAAUGGCAGCCAGUGAGCUAACACUAUUCUAAUCGAAGAUUUUGCUGACGUACGCCGAGGUUGCCGACAACCUGCCAUAUAACAUAUAAUAAUCCCAAACUUUCCUAUUUAGUCACGGCCAUUUAGAAAACAAAUACACACCAUAUUUGCGGCAGAUGACAGUGAUUUCCCAGGUAUUCAACGCAUCAUCUGGAAAUGUAAUAUCGACUGCAAUUUUCCAUUACAUUUAGAGCAAUUUAAGACCUUGAUUAUUGAUUUUAAAUUUAAGACAUUUAAAGUUUAUUUUUUAAGCCCGUGACACUCGUGAGGAUAAGCGACUCGGAAAAUGAAUGAAUGAGAAAAGACUUUAGAAGAUCCGUGGGAAUCCUGCUCCCCCUCCCCCCAAUAAAAAAAAUAAUAAAGAGAAAUGAGCUGACCUCUCUGCUUAGAUGUUUCCAACAGUGCACCCAGGUAGGAUAUAUUGAUGCAUAGGGGGGACGCCCUCCAGUGAGCCUAAGUGGAUAAAGAAAAUUGUGUGAUAGACAUCAUUGGAGACUAGGAAACCUAUAUUACUCUGCUAACUCACCCGCAGUUAUUGACAGCCAUGAUGUUCGACACCAAAACAAAAGGGUAUGUGAGCAUGCUGGCCAAGAACUGGAUAAAAAAGGAGCAAAAGAAGGCAUUAAGUGGUGGAACAGCCUUAUGUUGCAGCACAAGAUUUGGAGGUAAAAUGAAACGAUUUCUCUGUCAUUAGGACUUCAACAGGUACUUUUUCUUUUUGGUCAUGAGCAAAUGUUACUCGGUCAAUAUAUCUGAGCUCAUAGAAGGCCAAUUCAGAGUAGUCCAAUGUGUGUGUGUCUCUCUCUCUCUCUGACAUUGUUGGGUGUUUUUGGCUGUGUUACGGGUCAACCGAGCUUUCUGACAUUAGGCGCAAGCUUUCUCCCCAGAAUGCCUUAUCAGGAUUAAAUACAGCGGGAAACCCGAGAAACAUGCGACAGCCAAUUUUCAUAGCAGUCUGGGGUGAAAUGUUCACUGCAGAGUCGUCUCCAUUCUUCUCGCGUCUUGACAAAACGUUGCGAUAUCUUUAGGAAAUUUGUGCAGUGUGACAUACACCAUUGCUGGUGAAUGGGAUAAUAAGGAAGUGCAGCCUCGCAACAGUGUAAUGCAAUGUAAUUUGCAUUUUUUUUUAAAUGAUGACGUUCUGUACAAAUGCAUUCUUGAAAUCUGCUGUUGCCUCAUUGAUUCCCCAUCUAAGCUGAGAUACUGUGAAUUUCCCUCUGAAUUCACCAGGAUUACUGAAAUGGCACAUUGUUUUCUUGUUCGCUGUCCAGAAGUGCUGCUACUUGCAAAUAAGUAUUUCAAAGACUCCUGUUUUAUUCAUCAGUUGUCAACAGAUUUCAAGAAUGCAUUCAUGCAGGAGAAUGUCAUUUUAAAUGAAAAUUCCAUCAGUUUUUUUAACAUGUUUUAAGGUUUCAAUUAUUAUGAAUAAAAUAUUUUUGUCACUUUUGGUUUUAUUGGAUUCUUAAAAAGUUUUUUUUGGGUCACCCUGUAUCAUCACAAAAUCAAACUAACUAGAGUUGCCGCUGGGAAACUUUCGUGAAUCAACACACAAUGACCCCAUGGAUAAAUACCGAGAGCUUACCCCUGUCAUAGCCUGAGAGCAGUUCUUGAUUUCUCCUGUGUGGCUCAUCUGUAGACAGAAAAAUGGAAAAACUUAAAAGAUUCUAGCUGUAACCAGACCAGUGUUGUUUUCGUCAACAAUGAAGAUAGGAAAAAUAUUUUGUCAACGAACAAUUUUUUCAUGACGACGACGAGCUAAAAACCUGCCUUGGGACACGAAUAAUUUGUGACGAAUGCCAGUUUUCGUCUGACGAGACGAAAAUGCAACAUCGUUUCUGUCAUAUGUUCACAAUGUGUGACAUUUUCAUAUUGUAAGUGGAGUACGUCAGCUUGCAUUGUGGCAGUGUUUGGGUCAUGUCACUCAUGUGAGAUCUCCUUCCGCAACAGUUUUUAGGAUGUACUUUAUCUCAAGCUAUACUGCGCUCCAUCUUGCUUGUUUGGAAACACGGUAAGAUUUAUUUCCUAUGUUGGCAAGAGAGAAUAUGCAAUGUUGCUUUAGCCUUGAGUGAUCAUCAGGCGCUAAAUUUAACUCCUAGCGUUGGCAUUGGAAUAAGCUUCAGAAUGGCGAGCGUCCUCUUAAAACACUGGCCAGUCUAAAGCAGAGCCACUUGGCUUUUCUGGUCAGUAAGUUCAGAGGAUGUUAAAACACUCACACAACUUGGCGAAUUUUUUUUUUCUUUUUUACAUACAAUUCAUGGCUUCUAGGUAGGUCUAAUUGUAGAAAAUGUACUGCUUUUCCUGCUGUGUAUUAUCGUCACAAAUUUUUGCUGUAGGCAGUAUCAGCUCCUUUGCUAUGGUGUGGGGUUAUUUUGCACUGAGCAACUUGGUAUGCCACUGUAUAUGAUGCUAACAGUGCUCAAUGGUUUACUGCUCUACUGACAAAGCGGAAUGACUGUUAGCAAUAUUUGGCAUGUUUUUGCUAGGGAAAAAAAAAUCAAGCGGCUCAUCAAUGUGAUUGGUGUCCAAGGUCUUCAUUGAUUUGGCUUCCUGUGCCUGCUGCAAACAUUUUUAGACACAGUAAACAGACUGGUCUGUCCUCAUCUCACACUGUAUUAAAAGUCAUAGCCAAACGCUACAUACGCUUUGUCAUAUUUCCUUGUCGUAGCUCUUAAUAUCUCCAGUGCUCUUUGCUGUGUGCUCUAGUUUGUUUAAAAAAUGCAGCCCACUCUGAAAAUGAGAGCACCACUACCACCCACUGAGUGGAUCUGCAAUUACACUUUAUUCUAGUACGGCAAAAAAAUUAUGUGCCCCGAGGUCACAUGCGCCACCCUCGGCAUCGCUCUAUGCCCCACUAUUUGAGAAGUACUGAUGUAACCUAAUGUGUGGAUAUCUAUGUUAUAUAUGUUUUUGCAUGUGUGGAUUACUAGGACUGUUACUAACAUCUUUAGAAAUCUAUUCAUCAAGAAAAAUUGUUCAAAAUGUUUUACCACCACUGUAUUCACAAAUACAUAUAUGGACUUAAAACAAAACGAACCAUACCGAAUCAUCAAUAGCGUAAGUGUUGACGAAGUGAGCCAGCAGGUUACAAAUCCACAGAGCGAAGAUAUCUCCAAGGAGUCGGGGGAUCAAUCCACUAUGAGAAAAAGGGAAAAGUAAGAUAGAAUUGUGGGGGAUAAAACAGUACAGCAUGAAUCAGCAACAGUAUCUGCUUUUAAAUUUGUACCCUAGCUUGAUGUCCAACACAGCAAUCAAUCCUCACCAGAAUUUAUAUGGAGAUACGGUAUCAUGCCCUUUUUCAACAUCUAAAAAGAGCAACUAUUGUCCCAAGAUUUUUGAUUUUGGGACAUUUUAGACCAUUCCCACUUGUGUGAACAGUGUGACACAUUCGUGGGCAGGGAAGAAACCUCAAAAUAAUCCGAUUAAAAAAAAAAAAAACACACACACACACACAAAAAAAAAAGAACAAACAUUUAUUUUUAAGAUUAAUGACAGACUGACAAUGUAACGAAAUGUAUGAAUUGUUGUUUUUUUUUAUUUCUAAUAAAUUUGUUAUUAAAAAAAAAAAAAAAAUCCAUCUGGAAAAAAGUAAAAGACUGAAGCGUGUGGUGAAUAAUUUCUGGAUACAUUGUAUUUACGUCUGGCUCAGUGAUGUAUCAGGAUUAUUUUGUGAAGGACUUAUAGAGCCAAAAUAUUUUUUUAUCAUGAGAGCUGUGUGUAAAUGUGUAAAUGAAAAUUUUGAAGAAAUAACUGAAAUAAUAAACAUACGCAAAGAAUCCCAGCAUCCCUUCUUCUCUGUAGAUCGUGAUGAUGGAAUCAAAGACUCCGCUAAAAAAGGGAUUCAUAUCAUUUUCCAAAUGAUACAGCUUCUACAGUUUGUCAAGUGUUUGGAAUGCAUGAAAAUGUUACCUGUAUUUUGUUUCUCUUCCAAUAAACUGCACCAUACAACGCAACGUAAUCACUGUAAGACAAUGCAAGAAAAUGAACGCAACAAAAGGAAUUCAGCUCAAUUUUCUUUCAGCCCACCAACACGUUCAAACAAAUCAUACCGUUUAUAACAGUAGAUGAAGGCAACCAAGUGCAGUUUAUAUGAGUGAAGUCCAAAUUACAUACCAUGAAAGGGAUGCGUAAUGAUGGUGGCAAAAGAACGAGCUAUCAUCUCUUUGUUUGUCUGGAGAAGAAGAAAUGUACAAAACACACUUAAGCUUACCAAAUGGUCACAUUUUGCCACUAAAUUUAAAGCCAGUGCGAGUAUUUUUUUAUGCUGACAAACUUCUUCACGGUUAAAUCCACUAGUUGGUGGAAAUAUAACGAGCUGGUUUGGCAAGGGAAAAUACAACAGAAGAAAAUAAGGUGGACAACAGUGUUGUUAAUCUUACUUUUAAAAAGUAAUUAAUUAGUUACAAAAUACUUCUCCAAAAAAGUAAUUGCAUUAGUAACUCAGUGACCUGAAUGUAAGAGUAAUUAGUUACUUGAUAAAGUAACUGGUGAUAAUUUUCAUGUUUUUUUUUUUUUUAAGUUUAAAAGGGUUUUUGGGACAAUUGGCCUAGCCCAAUUCUUUACCCUAAUCUUAACUAGACACAGGGAUAUUGCAGAUAUUUCGAUUACUAGAUAGUAACCUUUUCUAUGUUUGUAAGUCAUUUAAUGUUGUGAAUCAAACGUUACAGCUGUUCAAAUGGCUCUCGUUAUUGCAUUAGUUCCCUUCUGUCUACUUUCGACAUGGUUAAGUUUUAAAACUGUUUCAUCAUUUAAAAGAUAGAUUUAAGUCAAGAUUUUGCCGAUUUAGGAGCAUUUUAGAUAAUAAGUUACUUAUGUUUGCUAGGAAGGUUCUCUACAACAGAGCCUUCCUGAGAAGUCUACUGCUUUAAGAUGGCAGCUGUUUACCAACGCAUCUAGUUCUUUAUACAUGUUGCUAAUGCCGCCGUGUCUGUCGUUUGCAUCUAAUUAUAUAUCAGGCAUGAAAAUGGG